GUCACACUAACGGGACCAAAACCGAAAUUUAGUAAAUAAUAUAGUGUAUAGGAAUAGUUAACCAGGUGACAAUGCUGCAGCAAAUAAAGAUGCUGGUGCUGGGCAUCAUAACGCUGUGCCGGCGUGCCUUGUGCUGCUUCUCCAGGCGCCGGAAACUAAGCCACAGCGGAUCCUCUUCCGGAUCCGGUGACCUGCAGGCGGUGAAUGUGAUUGUGGAACGGGGAGAAUUCUCUGCCACCCCCGGCGCAAAUCCAACGGGUGGCAGGGCAACAGCGGGACCAAAGGAACGGGAUUGGAACUCCUGGGACGAUAGUCCACGUACUGUGGAGGAGCACAUCGAACAAUAUCGCCAGCGAAUGGCUCAGCCACCCACACCACCCAAGGAGGAACCAGAACCGGACUUCUUCAGUGAACUGACACCUACCAUCAAACCGCAGCUGAAGUUUUAUUUAGAGGAUCCAACCACGAAUGCGGCGUCCAGCCAACCAAGUGACUUUUCAAGACUGCAGGCCCAGGACCUGGUGCCCAUUAGCAAUAAUGCUGAUCUCGAGGACUGGGUAGAUGAUAAUGCUGGUGGCUGGGAGGAGCUGGACACCUCCCAGACCAAACAGAUCCUCAGGGAAAAGCGUCGUGAGUUGCGCCAUCAGCGACAACCGGCCGCCCGACCAGCUCCGCCCACUGUUGGCGCUCAGCGGCUGACUGAGGGACAACGUGCCGCGUAGUUGUUGCUGCAAUAUGCCCCCUAGCCACCUUCAUCCACUACUCUGACCAUUCCACAACCGAUCACCACCAGCACUUCCAUUCUGUUUAGCUUAUCUUUUGUUCGAUUUAGUUGAUUGGCCACACGAAAUAAAUCUUGCCUUUCACUCA
This is a messenger RNA of Drosophila eugracilis, 870 nucleotides long. RefSeq names its product receptor-binding cancer antigen expressed on SiSo cells. Gene Ontology annotation, cellular component: secretory granule. The transcript is spliced from 3 exons. The record is from RefSeq and is a predicted model, not a curated record. Bases 72 to 722 code for a protein of 216 amino acids. Lineage: Eukaryota; Metazoa; Arthropoda; Insecta; Diptera; Drosophilidae.